Chanos chanos (milkfish) is the source of this 2481-nucleotide messenger RNA. Its product is annotated as kinesin-like protein KIF20A. NCBI's taxonomy places the organism in Eukaryota, Metazoa, Chordata, Actinopteri, Gonorynchiformes, Chanidae. The transcript is spliced from 17 exons. The coding region runs from base 1 to 2481 and encodes 826 amino acids. The record is from RefSeq and is a predicted model, not a curated record. Gene Ontology annotation, molecular function: plus-end-directed microtubule motor activity; ATP binding; microtubule binding. Gene Ontology annotation, biological process: spindle elongation; mitotic spindle assembly; microtubule-based movement. Gene Ontology annotation, cellular component: spindle microtubule; nucleus; mitotic spindle.
AUGACAACGCUUCAUGAUAUGACACAUGAGUGCACGAUGUUAGGGAAAAUGGAGUCAACGGCAUGCGAUCCACAUCAUGAUGCGCCGCUUCCAGAAAUUUCUGGGGUAUCUUCUAUAGCCUCAGCACAGAGUGAGUCAGUGGAAAGUCCUGAGAACCAACAGCUCCGGGUUUAUCUGAGAGUUCGCCUUCUCAGCAAAGAGGAGCUGACCAAAAAUGAGGACCAGGGCUGUGUUGUGUUGGAAAGUCCUGAAACUGUCUUGCUUCAAGCUCCAAGGGGUUCUGGCUCCAUAAAGAGCAGUGAGAAAAACAUUAGUCAUCAACGACAGAAAUUCACUUUUUCUCAGAUCUUCAGGCCAGGAGUGACUCAAGCGGAUUUUUUUGAAGGCACCAUUAAGACUCAGGUGAAGGAGCUCCUUCGGGGGAAAAACUCCCUGGUGGUCAAUUACGGAGGCACUAACAGUGGAAAAACACACACUUUACAGGGGACCUCAAAAGACCCUGGGAUCCUACCACGUGCUCUGAGGGCAGUGUUUAGGCGUAUCUGCGGACGUCAGUACAAGCGUGCGGACCUGAAACCAUAUCUGAGCAAAGACAUUGAGCAGCUGGACGCCGACCAACUCAAAGCUGAGGAGAGCAGCAAAGAAACGCUAUUCAGCUCCCUCCAAGAGGUGCGCAACACAACCAAAUUUCUCUCUCUCUCUCUCUCUCUCUCUCUCUCUCUCUCUCUCUCUCUCUCUCUCUCUCUCUCUCUCUCUCUCUCUCCUUCUCCCUUCUCCUCCCCAGUGGACAGAGCUGAUAGAGUUGAUGACGGUGUGCCAUGUGUCUUCUCUGUGUGGGUGGCUUUCUAUGAGAUUUACAAUGAGAAAGUGUAUGAUCUCCUUCAGCCUUCACCCGCCACCAAAACCAAGAGACGCCCCUCGCUGCGAGUGUGUGAGGACGGUGCCGGAAACCCCUAUGUCAAAGAUCUGAGAUGGGUAAAUGUGCUUAGUGCAGAGGAGGCCAGUAAGAUCCUGCGUGUAGGAAAUAAGAACCUCACCGCCGCCAAGACGAGCCAACCCUCCAACAGAAGCCACAGCAUCUUCACAAUCAAACUACUCCGGAUCAGUGGAACCGACGUGCAGGGGAUAUCAGAGUUUUCUAUUUGUGACCUGCUCAGUCCCGAGAGGUGCAGCAAAGCGAGGACCCUGAGUGAAGGUCUGAGAGAAGGAGGGAACGGGAAGAAUUUGCUCGCGAUAUUGGGGAAGUGCAUCACCGCCCUCCGAAACAACCAGGGAGAUGGGUCAAAGAGCAGUUACGUCCCCUUUCGGGAGAGUAAGCUGACAUGGCUGUUUAAGGGUGUGUUUUGUGGGCGUGACCAAGCUUCCAUGAUUAUUAACAUAAACCCGUGUGCCUCUGCCUACGAGGAGACGCUGAAUGUUAUGAGGUUCUCGGCCAUCACCAAACAGGUGGUGCAGGUGUUUCAGCCCCGUUCUCUGGAGUCUCUGGCUCCACGCCUGGUUGGGCGGAAUGGGAAGCCGUUGCUAAGAAACGGGGUGAUUGACGACCAGGCGGUGGAUGACUGCCUAUCGGAGGAAGAGCUGCUGGACGGGGAGGAUGAGGCUGAUGUGUCAAUACUGCCACAGGAGGAACUGUUGAGUUUGGUGGAGAGCCUGCGUGUGAAGCUGUUGGCUGAGCGCAGGAAGAACCUGGUACAGGAGAUUGAGAUCCGUAAGGAGAUGGGCGACAUCAUGCUCCAGCAAAUUAUGGAGUGUGAGGAGCUCCACAGCCGACAGAUAGCAGAUCUAAAGGAGAGUCAUGAGGAGAAAAUGACGAGCACGUUUGAGAUGUAUAAGGAGGCGCUGAAGGAGCACGCAUACCAAUGUGCCGUGGAGGAACAGGGAGAUGACUAUGUACCUGUGGAGGAGUACACGGCUGAACAGGAGCGGGUAAAGGAGCUGCAGAGGAGACUGGUGGAGCUGGAACAGGACUGUCAGGAACCUAAAACUGGUUCCCACACGGUUCUCACCAAGGAGAACGCUGCCCAGACUUCACCCCACACCCCUUCGCAGGAUUCAGCGGAUACUGUGCGUUACAAAUUGCUCUAUAAGGAGAAGUGCGCUGUAGAGCAGCUUUGUGGAGAGAAGCAGGAGCUGAUUGUGUCUUUAGAGAGUCGUAUCAGAGAGCUGAAUGAGACAUUGCAUGAGGCUGGAGAGAGUUACAUGGAGAAACUUGCUGAAGUCAAACAAUUAGAAAACAGUCUCGCCUACGAGGAGCAAGAAAUUAACCGUAUUCAAAGUGAUGUCGCAGAGAAAGAGGCGGAGCUGACCGCCCUGAGGGAGGAGCUAGCCAGACUGUCCCACGAAUCGGUGGGGCCGUCGAGGCCAAGACGAGGACUACUAGCGAACAUCAAAGAGACGGUGACAUCACCACGAAACGCGUCUCUGUGCCGCACGUUCCGGAAAUCUGUGAGAGCCACAUCGACUCUCAGGAAGAAAACCUAG